Molecule: messenger RNA, 1158 nt
Organism: Sinocyclocheilus rhinocerous
Lineage: Eukaryota; Metazoa; Chordata; Actinopteri; Cypriniformes; Cyprinidae
Product: E3 ubiquitin-protein ligase XIAP-like
Exons: 3
Biological process (GO): positive regulation of canonical Wnt signaling pathway; negative regulation of apoptotic process; regulation of cell cycle
Cellular component (GO): cytoplasm; nucleus
Molecular function (GO): ubiquitin protein ligase activity; cysteine-type endopeptidase inhibitor activity involved in apoptotic process
Source: RefSeq, a predicted model, not a curated record
UUAGGACCAAAUGACAUUGUGAGGUGCUUCUGUUGUGGACAGCAGCUGGCAGGAUGGGAGCCAGGCGAUGAAGCCUGGGGUGAACAUGCAAAGCACUACUCAAACUGCUUCUUCAUCUUGGGCCACGAUGUGGGCAAUGUGCCUCUGACAACACCUAGGCCCAGGGUGAAUGGUCAGAGAGCCUUUUUGGAGACUUUUGAGGGGCGUCUUGAAAGCUUCAGAGGCAGACAGCAUCCCAUAGACCCUGAGAGACUGGCCAGAGCUGGUUUCUACAGCAGUGGAGAACAGGACCACGUGCUCUGCUUCAGAUGUGGAGGAGGACUGAAGGGGUGGAGGCCUGAUGAAGACCCUUGGGAGCAGCAUGCCAGGCACUAUCCAGGGAAUGUUACGUUUGUUUCUUACAUAUUUUCUACAGAGGACCCCAUGACGAAACUUGAGAAACUCCAGAGGGAGAAACUCUGUAAAGUCUGCAUGGACAGUGACAUUAACAUUGUCUUCAUUCCCUGUGGACACCUGGUCACCUGUCAGAAAUGCUCAGAACCCCUGAACAAGUGUCCCAUCUGCUGUGCCGCCAUCAUGCAGAAGAUCAAGAUCUACAAUGCCUAAAAGACAAAGAAACCAACACUCCAAAAAAAAAAAUGCUGAUGCUUAUUGAAAGUGGCAGAAUGUAAUCAUUCCUAAAAUUGCACAUAGAUGUGUAAAAUUUAAGCUGUGUAUAUAUAUGUAGACAUGUAGAUGUACUAAGCUAUGAUAAAAUUACAGUAUAUUGUUUUAUUUUUUCAUUAAGAUUUCAAAAUAACAAGCUGUACAUAGAUGUGUUUGGUUUUGAUCAAGGCAGGGACACACUACGUAAUUUAGAAUACUACGUAUUGCAGAAUACGACAUCUUGAAUCCUUUUAGCUGCUUUCCCCAAAUACAGUCUCAGAUUCAUGUUAAUCACCAUAGUGCCUUUAUGUAGACUACUUUUUAUGAACAUUUGUCAUUGUUUAAUAUUUUGACAAUCAUGUUUUACUCCUUAUAUUUGAUCUAAUUUAUUUAUUAUAAAAUAAUUGCUUGACUUUUAAUCAAGGUUAAUUUAAACUUCACCAGUCCAAAUUAGUUUUUCUUCUGAUACUUUUGCUGUUGUUGUAAUUCCUUUUAAUAAUUUUUUUUUCAUCC